AUGUGCGGGCGGACGUCCUGCCACCUGCCCAAGGAGGUCCUCGCCCGGGCCUGCGCCUACCGGGACCGGCAGGGCCAGCGGCGGCUCCCAGAGUGGAGGGACCCGGACCGGUACUGCCCGUCGUACAACAAGAGCCCGCAGUCCAGCAGCCCGGUGCUCCUGUCCCGGCUGCACGUAGAGAAGGGCGCAGACUCAUCUGAGCGUAUCAUUGCUCCCAUGCGGUGGGGCUUGGUCCCAUCUUGGUUUAAAGAAGCUGAUCCUUCCAAGCUGCAGUUCAACACUAGCAACUGUCGUAGUGACACCAUAAUGGAGAAGCGGUCCUUUAAGGUGCCUCUGGGAAAGGGGAGGCGCUGUGUUGUUUUAGCAGAUGGUUUCUAUGAGUGGCAGCGAUGUCGGGGAGCAAACAGGACGCAGCCCUACUUCAUCUACUUCCCCCAAAUCAAAACAGAAAAGUCAGAGAGCAUGGGUGCUGCAGAUGGCCCUGAGGACUGGGAGAAAGUCUGGGACAACUGGAGGCCGCUGACAAUGGCCGGGCUCUUUGACUGCUGGGAGCCCCCGGCGGGAGGAGACUGCCUGUAUUCUUACACCAUCAUCACAGUGGAUUCCUGCAAAGGCUUGAAUGACAUCCACCACCGGAUGCCUGCCAUAUUAGAUGGAGAGGAGGCAGUCUCUAAGUGGCUGGACUUUGGGGAGGUCUCAGCUCAAGAAGCUCUGAAGUUAAUUCACCCCACAGAGAACAUCACCUUCCAUCCAGUCUCUUCCGUGGUGAACAACUCCCGAAACAACACUCCUGAGUGUCUGCUUCCUGUCGACUCGCUGAUCAAAAAGGAGCUCAAGGCAGGUGGCAGCAGCCAGAAGAUGUUGCAAUGGCUGGCCACAAAGUCACCCAAACAGGAAGACACCAAAACACCCCAAAAGGCAGAGUCAGAUGUGCCCCAGUGGUCCAGCCAGUUCUUGAAGAAGAGCCCGUUCCCCCCCAGGAGAGGCGGUGCUGACCUCCUGGAGCGAUGGCUGAAGCGGGGGGAGGGGGAGGGGGAGGGGGAGGAGCCUGUGGCCAAGCGGCCUCACACCCAGUAG
Lipotes vexillifer (Yangtze River dolphin) is the source of this 1077-nucleotide messenger RNA. RefSeq names its product 5-hydroxymethylcytosine binding, ES cell specific (gene HMCES). The record is from RefSeq and is a predicted model, not a curated record. Gene Ontology annotation, biological process: protein-DNA covalent cross-linking repair. Gene Ontology annotation, molecular function: single-stranded DNA binding. The transcript is spliced from 6 exons. Lineage: Eukaryota; Metazoa; Chordata; Mammalia; Artiodactyla; Lipotidae. Bases 1 to 1077 code for a protein of 358 amino acids.